GGACUCUAUAUAUAGGCUUCAGUACUGCGAUUCAGAAGCUUCAUUCCUAGUCCUAACAGGGUAGGGAGUGUGAAGAGUUGAAAGCAGAAUAAUGAAGCUUGGUUUCUUUGUGGUCUUUCUGGUUCUCUAUAUGAUACUAGAACGUGGGAUCUUGUUAUUACCCCAAGUAGAAGCUGAUGAUCAUGAUGAUGGCUUUGUGAAAGUAAGAGGGGUGCAGCUUAUGCUGAAUGGGAGCCCCUACUAUGCUAACGGUUACAAUGCAUAUUGGUUGAUGUAUAUGGCCUCUGAUCCAUCUCAGAGAAACAAAGUGUCUUCUGUGUUUCAAAAGGGUACAAACCAUGGACUUAACAUAGCCAGAACAUGGGCUUUCAGUGAUGGUGGAUACAAGCCCCUACAAUACUCUCCUGGAUUCUACAAUGAAGACUUGUUCCUGGGGCUGGACUUUGUAAUAUCAGAAGCCAGGAGAUAUGGGACCAAGCUUGUGUUGAGUUUGGUGAAUAACUAUGAUAACUUUGGAGGAAAGAAACAAUAUGUGGACUGGGCAAGAAGUGAGGGCCAGACCAUAGAUUCUGAAGAUGAUUUCUUCACUAACCCUAUAGUGAAGGGAUACUACAAAAAUCACGUCAAGAGUGUACUUACAAGACGUAAUAACUUCACGGGGAUCGUUUACAAAGAUGAUCCAACUAUAAUGGCUUGGGAACUCAUGAAUGAAAUUAGAUGCCCUUCAGAUCAAUCAGGAAACACGGUUCAGGCUUGGAUUACUGAGAUGGCAUCUUAUUUGAAAUCCAUAGAUGGAAACCAUUUGCUAGAAGCUGGUCUGGAGGGCUUCUAUGGGCUGUCCAAACAAGAGUCUAAUCCCAGCUUCCACGUAGGAACAGAUUUCAUUACAAACAACCAAAUCCCUGGCAUUGACUUUGCCACAGUUCAUUCAUACCCUGAUCAAUGGCUUCCAGGUUCAAGUAAUGAAGACCAAAUCUUAUUUUUGGUUCGUUGGCUCAAUGAUCACAUACAAGAUUCACAGAACAUUCAGAAGCCAGUUCUGUUUGCGGAGUUUGGAGUAGCAACAAAAAAUAUCAGUACUGAAGACUCAACAUUAAGGGACCAAUUUUUCAACUUGGUCUAUUCUGCAAUCUAUUCAUCAGCAAGUGAUAGCGGGGCAGCUGUUGGUGGCUUGUUUUGGCAACUUCUAGCUGAAGGAAUGGAUUCUUUUCGAGAUGGUUAUGAAGUGCCAUUAGAUGAGAGUUGCUCCACUGCUACUUUGAUUGCUCAAGAGUCUCAAAAGCUAAACAGAAUCCGGAUGAAGAUGUUUCCCAGAGUGAAAAAUUCUAAGAAGUGGAACAAAGCAAGGGAUGUUAGAAUCCCACGAUGGCAGGGUGGUGGUGCUAAUUAAUCAAACUAUGAAAGAAAAAACUUAGACAAGUCUUGAAGACUUUGUAACAUUAUUUGUGAAUGGAGAUAUCUUCCGAAUGUGGUUACCCACCAUAAGAUGAGUUAUAGUAUUCCAAAAGAGGACAGAAGAAUAGUACACGUCCAUAGCCUUGUAUUACGUUGUCUUAUUAAUGAAAUGCCCUUUAAUGUUAGACAUUA
Messenger RNA from Glycine soja, 1587 nucleotides. RefSeq names its product mannan endo-1,4-beta-mannosidase 7-like. The transcript is spliced from 5 exons. Bases 92 to 1390 code for a protein of 432 amino acids. Lineage: Eukaryota; Viridiplantae; Streptophyta; Magnoliopsida; Fabales; Fabaceae. The record is from RefSeq and is a predicted model, not a curated record. Gene Ontology annotation, molecular function: hydrolase activity, hydrolyzing O-glycosyl compounds.